Cooperia oncophora is the source of this 180-nucleotide messenger RNA. The record is from the annotation of a GenBank genome assembly. NCBI's taxonomy places the organism in Eukaryota, Metazoa, Nematoda, Chromadorea, Rhabditida, Trichostrongylidae.
AUGGACAAAGCCAAGAAGACGUCAUCAGCCACUACGGGAACGGACGUCAUAGCUAAAGCAUCACCGGUGCCCAAACCAACAUCGCCAGCCAAACCAACACAGCCGGCCAAGCGCCUGAAUCCGCCACCAAAACCUGUUGCGCCAGCCGUGCCUAAAAGUGCCCCUCCCCCUCUACCAAGC